AUCAUUGGCCAAGACGGCGAACGGCGGCGGCAGCGACCUGGAGGCCUGUUAGCUCCUUGUUGAUCUUUUCUCUACCUCCCUUCUCUACUAGUCUAGAAACUUCUAGAAUCUUUUAGCCUUUGUAUCCUUCCAUCUUCCACCUCAAAAGCCUCCAAUAUUGCAAUAGAAUCAAUUGCUCCUUGUACUGGAUUGGUACUAUUAUUUUUGAAACUGCUAUUGUUUCAAGUGAGUGAAGUGGGUCUCUAACAAUCUGGUAUCAGAGCCACCAAUCCCUACUGAGUUCACCAAGCAAGUUGCCAUGGCAAGUGAACAUAAGUUGGAUAUGAUUUUGAGGCGAAUGGAGGAGUUCGAACGGAGGCGGGUGGAGGCAGAGCAGACAAGGAGAGCUGAUUUCCAAUCUCUCAAGGUAGCGUUAGCAUCAUGGAUUCCCCAUUUAGAAUAGCACUGAAGACUCACAUUUUUUAGUUGGGAACAAGCAGUACAAGAUGACGCCCACCAUGUGUUCGACAAAAUGCUUCAGCCCCGAUGUCGAGCCCAAUCUCACUGUUGAUGUGGUUGUUACAUGUGCCACCACUGCUAUGACCUUUGUUGAUCUGGUAGCUGCUGAGGACGCAAUCGGUGCAACCUACAUCUACAAUCCUAUACAGCCCAUGGUAACGCCCGCCAAGUGUUUGACAAAUUGCUCCAACCCCAAUGACAUCCCAGACCUCAUCGUGGUAGCAGUGGUUACGUGCACCUCCACUUCUCUGGCCUCCAUGGACCUAGAAGUUGGUGAGGACGUCGCCUGCACCACUGAAAUUGAUGGCCCUGACUGUCACAAGGAGACGCACACCAAAUGUUCGAUGUUAGGCCUUGAUGUCAAGGGUGGCGCAGACCACGUCGGGGACGUGUUCCUGACAAUGACGGGUGUGGCCAAGGCUGUUCCAAUAUCUAUCGAGUCAAUUGACAUCUUCUCGGCAAGGUUAGUCAGCGACCUCAAGUAGGACAUACCAAUGCCCACCGGGUGUUUGUUGAGAAUCCCUCGAUAUGACAGCAAGACACAGUUCAGUAAAAAGCUAAGGCUGGAGGGGAUUGAAUUGAAGCCAUGGCCACCUCCAACCUACAGUGGAGUGAUUAGUGGACUGAGUUCCGGCCAACGCCUUGGCCAGCAUUCAUCUAUUGUUGGCUUGAAGAACAUCUACUUGAUCCUUGGCCACCAUCAACUGAAUGGGCUAAGUUGAAACCGUGGCCCCCACCACAUGAGAAUGACAUCCUGCCCUUAUUGAUCAAUGGCUUCACCCAUAUCCUGGUGGAUCGAAAAGCAAUUUCAAAAUUCUGGAAAGCGAUUUGGAGUGAGUCAGGUGAAGAAGGAUCAUUGUUUGUUCCUAAGCUAUAUGAGCUGCACUUGAGUGGUCUCCUUCAGCAUUCAGUAAGCAUGAUAUGACAACAGCUUAUGUCAAGGAGAAUAUGGUCCACUAAGGCUAAAAUGAAGAUGUUGAAUGGUUGGGAUUCUAAACAGUACCUGAGCAUUAUGCGGCCUAUUCCAGGAUUGUUUGUUAAACUUAUCCAAGAUAUAUCUCCAAAGAGCCAUCAUCAAGCUUAUGUAGAAGCUCAAGUUGUUAAAAAUUCUUGGAAAACUUUGGUGAAAAUAAGGUACACUUUUUGGCUCAAUCAAUUGCUGUACCUGAGACUCACCUUGGACAAAGCUGUAUUGGCUGCUGUUGGUUGUAUGGCCCAAAUGCAAUUAGCACAUUCCAUUUACUAAUAGCCAUGCUGCAUAUUGUGAGACCACUUCCCAUGUAGCAAAGAAAUGGGCUACAGACUUGAAAGGCCAAACCAAGUUGGAAGAUGCCAAGUUUGAUUGGAAUACACUGGGUACAUUGGUUCAAGAGGUCAAUUACAUUUAAUUGAUCUGUGACAGGGUUUCUUAUGGUUGUAGUGUUCAGAAGUGCUAUCCUCAGUCUAUUCUAUUCAUGCACAAUGGUUGGUGUUUUGGUGGAUUGCUUGAUUGGAACUCUAAACAAUACAGGAACAGUAUGCUAACUGUGAACCCAUUGGAACUCAUGCAAGUUAUGUUAGUGCCAUUAGUGUGGGAUCCAGAUGCGUUGAAAUGGGUCAGAUUGGCAGCUAUGCUUUACAACCAGAAAAUUGUCAAUUAACUACCUGCAUGAGAGCACAUUGCAUUAAGCCAAGUGAUUAUGAGAUCAUCACUGCCUAUUGAUGUAAUGGAGGAUGAAGGCAAUACAGUUUGGACUUCAGAAUUUUCAGUCA
Molecule: messenger RNA, 2250 nt
Organism: Oryza sativa Japonica Group (Japanese rice)
Lineage: Eukaryota; Viridiplantae; Streptophyta; Magnoliopsida; Poales; Poaceae
Source: RefSeq, a predicted model, not a curated record